Messenger RNA from Uloborus diversus, 4776 nucleotides. RefSeq lists its product as uncharacterized. The record is from RefSeq and is a predicted model, not a curated record. The transcript is spliced from 28 exons. Gene Ontology annotation, biological process: DNA integration. Gene Ontology annotation, molecular function: DNA binding; zinc ion binding. Bases 136 to 4776 code for a protein of 1546 amino acids. Lineage: Eukaryota; Metazoa; Arthropoda; Arachnida; Araneae; Uloboridae.
GUUGAAUUUUCCCUAUUUUAUGAAAUUUUUGCUGUAAUUGAUGAAAAUUAUCGAAUGUUUUAGUUUCUUAAGCUAUGUGUUCGGUCUUUUGCUAUAGAAUUCUUACGAUAUUUUGAUUAAGGCUUGCAGUUUAAUAUGCCAUAUCUUCAGCAAAAAACUACUUAUGUGAAACCGAUUUGUAAUCGAAAAGAUGAUCAAAAUUUUUAUAAAGUGGUGGCCGAACCUCAUGUGCAAAAUGUUUCAUGCAUGAACCGUCAAAAUGAUGACUUGCACCUCCAAAGUGAAGACUUACGCGGUCAGAAAGAAAGAAGUAUAUCUUUAGAAAAUGUUAGUGAGACCAAAGAAAGAGGGAUAAAUGCAUUUAAAUCCUUACACUCUGCAUUGUUUAGUAAAGUGGAAAAAAUGCAGAAAUGGAAAGCCUUGGUAGAAGUGGAUACAAAGCAAAAAAAUAAGAAAAUAGAGGAAUUGCAUCAUCUUAUAGAAACAUUUAGGAAAGUUAAAGUUGAACUCCAAAUGCAAAAUGAAAACUUGAGUCUACAACUCAGUAAUGAAAUGCAACAAAGAAACUUGGUUUUGCAGCAGCAUCAUUCAGCUAAGGAGUUAUUUUCUGCUUUAAAGAAGCAAUUUGAUGCUGUUCAGGUCCACUUUGAACGUCGUAAUGCCAUUGAAGAAUCAUUUAAAGCUACCGAUUCCAAAAGAUUAAAGGCCAUUGAGGAUAUGAAAAUCCAAUUUCAUGACCUAUGCAAUGAAAAUGCAGAUAAGAUAUCAUAUUUGAACAGUGCCUUGGCAUCAGAAAUGAAUAAGUCAAUGACUCUGAAAGAAAAUUUGGACCAAACCAUUACAGAAGCUGCAAGCAAGGAGGAAUCAUUAUGUGAGAUUCUUCGAGUAAGAGAGAGUGAAAUAAAGAAGCUUGUUCAUGAAAAUGAAGAUAAGAGCAUAAAACUACAGAAAUCAAUCCAUGAUAUAGAUGAACUUUGCAAGAAAAUUUCCGAACAAGAGAAAUUAAGUGAGUUCCGUUUGCAAAAGAUGAAUGAAUUUGAACAUAAGCUAAGAAUAACAGAGAAUAGUAAACUUGAUUUUGAAACUCAAUAUUUACAAGAAAAAACAAAAGUUCAAGAUCUUGAGGAAAAAUGUAAAGAACUCGAAGAAUUUGGAAAUAACAUUAAAGUUCAGUCUGAAAAUUGCGUGACUGAUUUGAAAAAAAUAAAUGUUGAAUUAGAAAGUACUGUAGAAGAUUUGAAGGAGAAAGUUGAAGAAAUAAUGAAAGAAAAUGAAAACCUUAUACUGUCCCUGAGGAAAAAGGAGGAAGAAAAAGUGAAAUUAGAAAAAGAAAUAAGUGAAAUAACUUGUGCUAAACUACAGUUAGAAGAGCAAUUCAGGGCAUCGGAAGAAAAACAAAGACAUCUUUCAGAAAAGGAGCUGGAGAAUCUCUUAAUGAAAACAAAAGAACUUCAGCAAGAACUAUCAAUUAAAACUGACGAGUUAAAAUCUCAGCAAGAAAAUAUAUCUAAGCUUCAGACGACAUUGGCAGAAAAGGAAAGCACUUUAGUAUCUUUAGAAUAUGAAAAUGUUGAAAUGAAAGAUUAUAUUUCAUCUGAGAAGAACAGCAUUAAAAUUUGCUUAGAAUGUGACACUUUAAAAAAUGAGGUUAAUAAGGAAAUAGAUGAGUUAAAACAAGCACUAGUGAAAAAAGAAGAAGAAUCAGCCCUCCAUAAGUCUAGUGCAGUUGAAGCUCUAAAAAUGCUUGCUGAAACAGAAAAAAAUUACAAUAAUGAUUGGAUGGCAAAGGAGAAAGAGGUUACUCAGCAUAAAGAUCGCAUUAGAAGUUUAGAAGAAGAGCUGCAAAUUUCAAAAAUGAAGGCUGCCACUGUUGAAAAAGUUACAACUGAAAAUGCAAAAUUGAAGGCAGAACUUGAAGACCUAUUAAAGCAAAAAGUUAGCAUUGUUGAACAAAUGACCUUAGAAAACUCAAAGUUGAAGACAGAGCUUGAAAAGUUGUUAAAGCAGAAAGAGCUUCAAGAGGAAUCUAAUAGUGAUCUAAUUGCUGCAAGUGUAAAAGCUGAAGUAGUAAAAGUGGAGCCUUGUCAUAGUGCUGCAGAAGAAACAACAACAGUGGAAGAAAAUGGAACAUUGGAGAAAGGAAGAGUUAAACCUAAGAAUAAAAGAUUAGAAAAAAUUAAAGGUGAAAAUACUUCAAGCUCAGAUGAGGAAAUUAAAAUCAUUUGUGAAAGAAUAACAAAAGCAGUCCCAAAGAAUGUGCAAAGCAAAACUAUCCCUAGGUCAAAAGUGCAUCAAGCAAAAGCAAAAGAAGUUCCAAAAACUAUUGAAAACCAAUCUAUUCCAAAGCCUAACGUGCCUCAAACAAAAGCAAAAGCAGUUUCAAACACUAUUAAAAACCAAACUAUUCCAAAGCCAAAUAUACCUCAAACAAAAGAAAAAGCAGUUCCUAAUUUUAUUCAAAAGCAAACCAUCCCAAAGUCAAAUGUGCCUCAAUGCCAUCUUGAAAAGGGCGAAAAAUUAAAUUUAUUCGCCGCUCGCCUUCAACGAAUUUUUGAUAACAUAAAAUUAGCUUAUCCAGAGUUUCCCGAGGAUUACCUGACGUUUCACCUUCUCCAAAAUUUACCUAGAUCAUAUGACAAUAUUGUCCAGAACAUUCUUACACGUCCUGCACCUGAGUUUAGAUUCGAUAAGGUUGUUAUUGAUCUGAUAGUAGAAGAGGGUCGCCAGAACCUUAAUAUGGAGAAAGAAGCCAAUACAUAUGCUUAUAUGACAAAGAUUAUCUGCCACUCGUGUGGCGAACAGGGCCACAUUAAGCGUGUAUGCCCAACCCGGAAAAAGUGUCAUCCACCACGGAACCACCAAACGACUCAACGAGGUUAUCCCCGAGAAGUCUCACCCCAGCAGAGGAGUGACAGACCCAACAGAUGGAACCGAAGUAGAAACCGAAAUCGAGGUCGCCGAUGGAAUUCCAAAGGACGGAGACGGUCAUUUUCCAACGACAGACGUGAGUACGAAUUAUAUUUUGUCUCUGAAGCUAAUUUAAGUCAUUCAGGCACAGGGCGAUCUAGGAACCUAUUUACCUUUGAUACAGCCGCCUCUCAUCAUUUUUCCUUUAGAAAGGACUGGUUCGUGAAUUUUGAGAAAGUUCGGGAUGUUCGUAUGGCGGUAGCAGUAAAGGAGAAAACCUUUCCAAUUGUCGGAAAAGGAGAUGUUAAAGUUAAUUUUGGUGAAAAAACUGUAAUUUUACAAAAUGUAUUGUACUCUCCCCAAUUACGUCGUAAUAUUUUAUCUGGUACUAAAUUUGACCAGGGAGGUGCAAAAUUUGUAGGGGGAGGAGGUUUCGUGGAGGUAUCUAGCCAAAAGGGUCCAAUUUUUAAAGCAAAACUUGAAAAUGGCAUGUAUAUUGUUGAAACUGUGGAUAAUGAAAUCUCUGAGAAUAAUCAUGUAGAUAAGAAUCCCAUUCCUGAAAAUAAUUCAGUAGAUUUGGAAACUUGGCAUAAGCGAUUUGCUCAUGUGAACGUAGAUUCUAUCAGACAAACCGGUGAUUUAAAAUCCGUUAAUGGUUUACCCAAAUUUAAAAGUAUAAAACUAAAUUGUGACAAUUGUAAAAUCGGAAAGUUCAAACGCGUUAGUUUUAAGUCUAUAGAUAAUAUUCGGUCGAAACGACCGAUUGAACUCCUUCACGCUGACGUUUGGGGACCAUAUAGUGUCAAGGGAAGGAAUGGAGAAAGAUAUUAUUUAUCCAUAAUCGAUGAUUUUUCUCGGAGAUGUUCACUUUAUCCAAUUUGUAAUAAAAGCCUAGUUCCUGAAAUUUUGAAGUACCAUAUUUUAAGAGCAGAAAACUUUAUUGGUAAAAAUGUAAAAUUUGUAAGAACAGAUAAUGGGUCUGAGUUUGUAAACAAUGAGUUUGAUGAUUUUUGUAAAGAAAAGGGCAUAAAGCACGAAUUAACUGUACCAUUUACUCCGAUGCAAAAUGGAGUAGCGGAAGUCUUUAACAGGGUGGUAGCUAACGCAACUCGCGUAAUACUUCAAGAAAGCGGAUUACCACAAAAUUUCUGGCCUGAAGCCAUGUUAUAUUUUGUCUAUACGUGGAAUCGCGUCUGCCACAAAAACCAGAAAAAGACACCUUUUGAACUGUACGGAGGCAGAAAACCUUCGGCUUGUCAUUUAAGAGCAUUUGGCACAGUUGUAUUCGUAGCUAUACAAAAGAAUUUAAGAAAUAAACUCGAUGCAAAAGCUCAAAAAGGAGUGUUGGUCGGUUAUGCUUUUAAACGAAAAGGAUAUCGUAUUUUUGUUCCUGAACUCAAUAAAAUUAUAGAAUCCAUAGACGUGUCCUUCAAAGAAAACACUUUCUACAAAGAUGAAUUCGCGAACGUAAAAGAGAAAGAAAAAGUCACCCCAAAUUGGCCUCUCACUCAAGUCGAAAGUUCUGACCUUGACGAGACGGCAGAAGAAUCUGUUUUCAGUGAGGAGGGGGAAACUAGUCAAAGCGAAUUACAAUCAGAAUCAGAAAGCGAAGUUGACGGGAAAAGUAAACCUUUAAAAAGUGUAACUUGGGUUAGAAAAGUAAGACCCAGGACAAAUAGUUCUAGGAAUGAUAUUUAUUUUUUUGAGAAAGGGAAAAAUACCAGAUUAAGAUCCAUGCAUGAUGUUCACAAAUAUUGCAAUAAACAUAAUAUCGCGUAUGAUCCAAAUAUGUUUAGUUUCGUAGGAAAGGACCUAUUUGAAGGUGAAAUUUCCGCUAAUAGACCAAAGGUAGAUUUGAAUUCUUCAUGA